AUGAGCCACCAACCGCCGUACGGUCAACCGCCGCAGGGCGGCUACUACCCGCAAGGUGCGCCGCCGCCUGGUCAGCCGCCAUACGGCCAGCAGCAGUUUCCGCAGAAUCCGCAGCAGCCUCCGUACGGCCAGACGGCCCCUCCUCCGCAGGGAGGGCAGUAUCCAGGCCAGCCGCCGUACCAGCAACCGCCAUACGGACAGCCGCAGCAGGGCGGCUACUAUCCUCCCGGGCCGCAGUCGCAGUAUCAAGGACAGCAGUACGGCGCGCCGCCUCCUGGGAAUUACGCAGGCCAGCCGCCGUACCCUCCGCAGGGAGCGCCUCAGGGUGGGCAGUAUGGACAGCAGCCUCCGUACCCUCCGCAGGGACAUCAGCAGGCGUAUCCGCCGGCGGGCUACGCCGCACCGCCGCCGGGACAGCCUCCGCAGCAAUGGCAGCAGCCCGGCGCACCGCACCAGCAACCAUACGGCCACGUCCAGGCGCCGCCGACGCCCGCAUCGCCAGGCUACGACACGGCACAGAAGCAAUGGGCGCAGCCCGUUCACACGAGCGACGACAUCGAGUCGGUGCGCAAGGCGAUGAAGGGCAUGGGCUGCGACGAAAAGGCGCUCAUCAGGGUCUUCACCGACCUCAAGUACUCCAACCCCUGGGCAAUGGAGCAGCUCGUGCGCGACUACAACAGCAGGUUCAUGCGCGACCUGCUCAAGGACAUUGAGAGCGAGACGAGAGGCGACUUCGAGACGGGCCUCAUGGCCCUGGUGCGCGGCCCGCUGGCAAACGACGUCCACGCGCUCGACAAGGCGCUGAACCGCGCGGGCACCGACGAGGACACCCUCAUGGACGUGCUGCUCUGCCGGUCCAACGCGGACAUUCGCGCCAUUACGGCUGAGUACCGGCGCGUCAAGGGCCGCGAGCUCCUGACGGUCAUCAAGGACGACGUCGACGACAACCUCUACCGGCUGUACAGCAUGGCCCUUGCAGCGACGCGCGCCGAGGACGCCGCGCCCGUCAUCCCCGCGGAAAUCGACCACAAGGUGACGGAGCUGCAGCGCGCAACAGAGGGCAUGAUCGGCGCCAACGCAGCGGCCGUAGCGCAAGUCUUUACGAGCUCCAACGACGCGCAGAUCCACGCCAUGAGCGACGCCUACCAGCGCAAGUACCACCGCAGCCUGCAGGAGGUUAUCGAGAAGGAGUUCCGCGGCGACAUGGAGGACGCGCUGCUGCGGAUGCUGACGCACGCCAUGGACCGGGCGCGCUCCGACGCGACGAGGCUGCACCAGCCGCUCGUCAAGACGGUCAGGAAGGAUAGGCUGUUCAUCAACCGCCUGACGGCGCUGUACUGGGACCGGCCGAGGCUGGAGGCGGCGCGGGCGGCGUACAGGAAGCAGUAUGGGUCGUCGCCUGGGCGGACUAUCAAGGACGCGCUGAGUGGCGACCAUGAGAAGCUGAUGCUUGCCUUGGUGGGCGAGAAAUGA
Molecule: messenger RNA, 1473 nt
Organism: Purpureocillium lilacinum
Lineage: Eukaryota; Fungi; Ascomycota; Sordariomycetes; Hypocreales; Ophiocordycipitaceae
Cellular component (GO): cytoplasm
Molecular function (GO): calcium-dependent phospholipid binding; calcium ion binding
Source: RefSeq, a predicted model, not a curated record